AUGGAUCGCGAUUUAUGGAUGGAUUUCCUGAGGGUGCAUGUUGCAAGAACCAGGAAAAACAUAAAGCCCGCGGAAGGAGAAUUCAAAGCACUAUUGAAAACUAUAGAGAACAAUUUCGGAGAAUUUAUGCAACAUAUGGGUGACAGCAGUAUGAUUGAGGCUUAUGGGUCCAAUUGUAAUAAUGAUGAUCCGCAUUACUGGGCACAGCGUAAGAGUGCAGGACAAGGAUCGAAAGUAAUGAUGACUAGGGAAGAUAAAAUUGUGUGCAUGCUAAUGACAGGCGCAUUGUCCUUCGUGAAUGGGUGGGGCACACGAGCAAAAUAUAAGGAAGGGACUAGUGCAGAUGACAGAAAAGCAGACGAAUUCAUAAAAUGCGCACUAGCAAAUAUAUACAUGUACACAUUAGAGGAAACACGGAGUGAUGCAAAAUGGGGUAUAGAUUAUGCAUGGUACCUAAUGAAAGGUAUGGAGGUAUCUGAAAUGGACAAUUUAAUUAAAGAUGAGAAAUGCAAGAAGGGUGCUCAGGAAUAUGGAAAGGGACCCAAUGAUCAGAUAAAGAACAGAAUUCGGAGUUUGUUGAAGUCUAAGGAUGCAACGUUCAAUAGAAUAAAGGAGGAUGCAGUGGAAAAUGAGAAAGUUCAAGAAGUGAUCAGUGCGGCUGUAGAGAAGAAGGAAGAAGAGAAAGUAAUACAACGAAAGUCGGGCAAUAAGGACAGUACAAAUGAAGACGAGGAAGGAGGAACGAACGCAGAGAGACCGGAAGUAAAGACAGGAGCAGGAGGGCGGGCAUCCAUGUGGAACUACUUAAUAGUACUAUGGGAUGAUUAUAUUGCGCAGGGCGACACGGGCGUGACGGAUAAGAAUAUUAAAGACUGGGGGACAACUUUCUGGGAACAUGUGAAGAAAGUAUGGGAAGAAUUUAAAGAAUACGUUGAGACGGCACAGCACGUUGGGCGUGCGCGCAUUAUGUGCGCAUCGGGCAAGGCGAAUGAUAGUAGUGGGACAUGGACGGAACAGGACAGUGCUAUAUGCGAGUUAACAUACAUAGCAUUAGAUUUUAAACAUGAUAUCGCGCGCGUGAUAGCAAACGUGACUGAGGGAAUUACGCAGACUGAAGUAGAUGAGGACGCGAAAAUGAAGUCAUAUAUCAAAUGUUUCCUAGUAAAUAUAUUUAUGAAGAAAAUAAUGGGCAUGAAUUGUUUAAAGAGACCUGGUGCACACCUAGCAUUUGGUGCAGCGGACGGGAUAUUCAAAAAUAUGGCAGGAAAGGACGUGGGUAAUAUUGAGUGUGAGCGACAAGAUGCAGAGGAAGGAGGUGAACGGGGGAUACAAGCGCAACAUAGAACGUUCUGGCAAAUAAUGGACAGAUGGUUUGAAAGGAAUAAGGACAAACUAGGGGACGGGGAUUUUGGAGUACUGGGGGACGGUUGUAUGGUAGACACAACAGGAAGAAAGGGAAUAAAGGGGGAAGUACAGGAGCAGGAUGCAAAGGUGGGUGAGUUGAACAAUAAUGAAGAUGGGGCCAAGGUAAAAGACACAGUGAAAGCAGAAAUAAGGAAUGUGAACAAGGAGAUAGACGAAAACGUGUCGAAAAUACUGCACGAAAUACGAAAUUGUAUGAAUGGGGAAACCGAUUGUAUAAAAAAGUUAUUGGAGAAAGAAAAGGAGGAACAAAAGCAGAACAAUACAACCCCGCCGGAAAGUGUACACGCGAACGGGAAGUCACCGGACGUACAGACACCAGUAUCACCAUCAACAUCAGCAAAAGCGCCUGUUGACACAGCAGUGACAGCACAGACAGAGGACCACGGUUCUAGACAGACGGGUACGGGAGGCACCCAGGGGGACACCGUAGGAACAUCACCAGAGAACGAUGCGACGCAGCCCGAUCACACGAGUACAGGUAAGUCUGAUCCUCACGAGGAUAUAAUAAUUCCUGACCUUCCACCCUUACCAGGGGAGGAACGAGGAUAUGUUGAGGGCACGGAUGAGACUGAUAAGUACAAAGGGAAAGGUGCUGUAGCUUUGCCCGGGACUCAGGGUUCAACCACAAUAUCCAUAGGAACCUCAGAAACUACACAGAAUGUACCAACAGGGAAGGAGACAUCAGAUAGUAUACCAGUGACAGAGCCACAACCACCGGCACCGCAACCAUCAGGAGAAGAGACAACACAGGAAACGACGGACAAAGUACCAGUAGGGGGUGAACCAAACGCAGAAGAGCUCGCACCGGGGAGUGGCACGUCCAUGAUAUCAUCCCCCGAUGACGACAGCCCCCCAGCGCAUCCAUCAAAUGGCGUGCCUGAUUCUAACUCUUCGACCAAGAACAAAGAGGACCCUGAGGACUCGAGCACAGUACUAACCACUACAUCCGACGCCCCCACGAUUGUUGGUCCCGGCGCAAAUGCUGUUGCUGAAGGCAUCGAAACAUCACAGUCGGCUGGUCCUGCUGGUCCAGAUGGGGCAGCUGGUUCCACCGGUGAAGCCGGUACCCCGGCGGGUGGCCGUGGCGGCCAAGCGGACCCCCCUCCACAGGGAGCAACAUGGACUGACCUUAUCCCGCAUACCCCCGCCAUCAUUCCCGCCGUGGUUGGUAUUGGGCUCAUUGCGUUCUUCCUCUGGAAGGUCAGUAUAUACGACAAUGCGGGCAUGCCGCAUGUGCAGGCUGUUUAUACCUCAGAACAUCCCUACGGACUCCAAUACAUGAUCGUUCUAACACAAAUGUACUCCUACACCCGCUUUCAUUCCUUUUAUCCUACCGUCCUCACCCUUACCCCCUUUUUCUGCUUACGCACCAUCAUCGAGCUACAUCUAGAAGUGCUCAACGAAUGUGAAGUGACCGAAUGGGAAAACGUCAAAGACGACUAUUUGCAAAUACUUGUGGAGGAGUUUGCACAGGAGUUGAUGCGGGACGACGACAGGAAUAACAACAUGUUGGGUGUGUCUACCAGAAGCGACGGUUUAUCACGGAACCAUGUUUCCUCCACUGACUCCAAAGGAACAGAUCCAUGUCCAGAUGGUGACCCCGAUCCAUGCAAGUGUAUGGACAACAUACAGUUCGCCACGGACCCUUGCCCACCGACUGCAGACGACCCCGAUCCAUGGAGUUGUAUGGAAACCAUACAGUUAGAAGAGGAACAGAGUCCUGCCCUUACAGGUCCCGAGGACGCGACUUCGGAGUGCACCCAAUGGAUUAACUGGAUUGACCGCAACAAGUACCUUUUGCGGGAGUGCACGACGCAGCCGUGGUUUUUGCAAUUAAAAGCGGAAUGGAAACAAUACCUGAGUCAACAUUGGACAGAUGAGGUAUCCGCGCACCGUGAAUUCGGUGAGCGUGGCAAUAUGCCAUCCGCAGAGAUGAAGAAAGUGCGGUUGUGGAAACAAUGGGUUUCCCAACAACAUCGGCAAAUGAGUACAUACACUGAAGAGGAGUGGUUCCAACAUUUGUUGAAUAAUGUAGAGGAGGAGAAAACAGAAGAGAAGUGGUCCCAGAGGGAACAAACUUUGCACGUAAGCAACAUCCCAACAGCACAGGAAGGAGCAACCCACGCAGAAGCAGAACCGCGGGCCCCUGAAAAUAUACCGUUUACGAAGGUAAAAGAACCAGAACAGCAGCAAGACCACCAUCCGGAAUUGCGACAUACGGAGCAAUUAACCGCUCAAAAACUGUGGAUGCUAAUCCUCGCGUCCGUAAUCGAAGAAUGCGAAAUCGAGAAUAUUAUGCAGGAUAGGGAGUUAUAUGUGGAUGCACUACUGCACAAGCUCUGCAAUUAA
This is a messenger RNA of Plasmodium fragile, 3774 nucleotides long. RefSeq lists its product as uncharacterized. The coding region runs from base 1 to 3774 and encodes 1257 amino acids. The transcript is spliced from 7 exons. Lineage: Eukaryota; Apicomplexa; Aconoidasida; Haemosporida; Plasmodiidae. The record is from RefSeq and is a predicted model, not a curated record.